AUGGAAAGUGUUUUAUGCCACGGCGAUUUGUGGUCCAUGAACGUUUUAUGGAGACCGAGUGGGAAUGGUCUAUACAUGGCCGCUGUUGUGGACUACCAAACAGCCCAUUUCGGUUGUGCAGCAACCGAUCUUGUGCGGGUACUGUGUGCAUGUCUCAGCGGCAAGGAUCGGCAGGAACAUUGGGAACAGCUCCUGGAAGAGUUCUACGGCUAUCUCAAAGAAGAAGUUAGCAACAGAAAAAUGCCCUACACCCUUGAUCAGCUCAAAGAAGCUUAUCGCCAAUACUUCCCCAUUGGUGCCUUCAUGAUAGUGCCCAUGAUAGGACCAUUUUUUCGAGAUGAUCUGCAAGGUAUGCAAGUUGUCAUGGAAAAAACCGAGUGCGUGCUUGAGGACAUUUUCUAUUUUCACGAAAGAAACAUGAAGCUCCGAAAAGGACAAAAAGUUGCCAAGAAGUGUUAG
Molecule: messenger RNA, 459 nt
Organism: Cooperia oncophora
Lineage: Eukaryota; Metazoa; Nematoda; Chromadorea; Rhabditida; Trichostrongylidae
Source: the annotation of a GenBank genome assembly